Amyelois transitella is the source of this 1883-nucleotide messenger RNA. Its product is annotated as gastrula zinc finger protein XlCGF57.1-like. The coding region runs from base 216 to 1766 and encodes 516 amino acids. The transcript has a single exon. Lineage: Eukaryota; Metazoa; Arthropoda; Insecta; Lepidoptera; Pyralidae. Gene Ontology annotation, molecular function: zinc ion binding. The record is from RefSeq and is a predicted model, not a curated record. Gene Ontology annotation, cellular component: nucleus.
UUGCCAGGAUGUCAACGUCAAGCAAAAUAUUAAAAAAGUUUAUGCUGUACAAAACAAAUUUAAUCUUCGCAAAACAAAAUGAUAUUUCCAAAAUUGUAUCGAUUAAAUCAUUUAUUUCUAUAAUUAUGAUUGAAAUAUCAUUUUAGUGGUUCUUCGUAUCAUAUAAUGCAUAUAUUCAAUUCACUAUACAUCUACAUGAUUGUUGUCACAUCACAAUGGAUCCAAAUUUGUGCCGAGUAUGUUUGUGUAAAACUGGUACCGUAUCUCUAUUUGGAAACCAGGGUAACAUUCAAAAUUGUGCCAAGAUUAUGCGUUGCGUGAACGUAAGUGUAGUGGAAGGCGAUGGUUUACCACAUUCGAUGUGCGAAGGCUGUGCCAUGGAGCUUAGUGUGGCGUACGAGUUCGUCCUAAAAUGCGAAACAUCUGAUAAGGCGCUCCGUUGCGUGGCCACAGAUAACUUCUCCGAUGUCGACGCUAAGAUCGAACUAGAAGAUAUCAAUGGAGAAGACAUUAAAAAUGAACUUGAUUUUAUUGAUUAUGAUAGUGAUCAACUAUUAGACACUAUUAAACAAGAUUAUUCAGAAACCCAACUUUUGAGGAGUAAAACAGAGAAAUCAAAAGUGAAUAAAAGGUUUGAGAUUGAAUCUGAACCAGAUAAUAUAAGAAACAGUGUACAAAGGGACCUUGAACAAUUUACAGACAUAUUAGAAUCUUAUAAGAAACAAGAAUCUGAUCAUAAAAAAAAUAAUAAUUUAGCCAAUGAAAGAAAAAAACAGAGACGGUCCAAUAGAGGACCAAGGAGUUGUGAAGUGUGUGGGCUGGUGACUGCUUGCCAGUCUGCACUUGAUAUUCACAUGCGCACACAUACUGGAGAGAAACCAUUCCAAUGUAACAUUUGUAAAGCCCAGUUUAGGAAUAAAGGAGGCUUGAAAAGUCACAUAGAAUCCCGACACUCAUUCAAUAGAGAGAAAAAAUUCACAUGUGAAAUGUGUGGCAGUAGCUUUUAUAGGAAAAAUGAUAUAAUAAUACAUAUGAGAACACAUACUAAUGAGAAACCUUAUGUUUGUUCUUAUUGCCCUCGUAGGUUUAGACAGAUUGCUUGUCUAAUACGUCACAGGCGUAGUCACACUGGAGAGAAGCCAUAUUCUUGUGCGAUUUGUAAUAAAAAGUUUGCUGACAAAUAUUUUGUUAAAAAGCAUUUGAUUGUGCAUAGUGAUGAAAAGAAAUACUCAUGUCACUUGUGCAACAAGUCUAUGAAGACCAGAAGUGCAUUGAAUACCCAUUUGAAUUUGCAUAAAAAUCAGAAACAGAAUAUUUGCAGUUUCUGCGGGGCUGCUUUCAAUAUGAAAGGGAAUUUGCAGACUCACAUCCGCAGGUUACACUCUGAAAAGUCAGGCAUAUGUAGUGUUUGCUUGAAAACCUUUCCUGAUGUAGAGGAGCAUAUGAGAAAGCAUACUGGAGAGAAGCCUUUCGCAUGCAAGCUGUGUAACCAACAAUAUGCUACAGAGCGUAGUCUAAAACAGCACACUGCCUUUAAACAUGAGAACGCUGAAAAGUUUAAGUGUUCCAUAGGAGAUUGCACGAGAACAUUCCCCACAGCUAUGAUGCUCGAGUUCCAUCUCCUUAAACAACACACGAACAACACCCCUUACAUUUGUCAUCACUGUUCUCGAGGAUUCUUCCGCACUUGUGACCUUUCUCGUCAUUUAAGAGUCAGCCACAUGGAUCUCCAAUUGAAAGAACCAUUAAAUAAAACUGUUUACUAAAAAUUGUACUUGGUUUUAAAGUAAAAUAAUUAGUUUGUAUGAACUACUCAUAUAUUAACAUUACCUCGUAUUUUUAUUUAUGGAAUAAGCUAGUCAAUAUUUCAUAAUAAAGCAUAU